This is a messenger RNA of Talaromyces rugulosus, 3537 nucleotides long. RefSeq lists its product as uncharacterized. The record is from RefSeq and is a predicted model, not a curated record. Bases 1 to 3537 code for a protein of 1178 amino acids. The transcript has 3 exons. Lineage: Eukaryota; Fungi; Ascomycota; Eurotiomycetes; Eurotiales; Trichocomaceae.
AUGGACGGGGUUGAGACAGUCGAUGUGAGCUGGCUCCAUCAUUCGCAUCGAGAUCAAACGCUGCGGAACAAAGUCGCCGCGCCUGCGACCGAGGAAAAGACAAAUGGAGAGACUGCGUCGGCCUCACGGCGCAAAUCCUCGGUGGAUAAGUCCAACGGAAAUACGAAACCCCAGCAGCAGCACCAGCACCAGCAGCAACAAGAACAACAAGAACAACAAACCAACAGUCAAGGAGACCAGUCGCGUGAAGCAAAUGGAACAACUGCGCCGGAGAAGCCGUCGGACCCAAAGUCGAAAAACCCUCCGAAUACCCCAGUCAAGGGAAGCGCGCCCAAGACUGUUCCCGGCAGACGCAAUUCAUGGAUUUCCUCCAUAAGCUCCAAGUUUUCUACGGGCAGCACUCCGCCAGCGCAAAGUACCAUAAGGGAAAAUGUCAGCACCCCUCCCAAACCGAGUCCUCCAGCUGCGAAACAGGAACUCAAUCCUUUCGGGGCUUCGUUUUCUCCCAAGGACAAGGACGAGCGAAACAGCGAUCCAAAUAACCCCUUCACUUCGACCUCUCCCAAGAACCCAUCAUUUAUCCAAAAUGCUAUCCGAAAGCUUUCUUCCGGCACGAGCGGAAUGGGCAAGACGCCACAGCAAACAACCCCAUGCCAGCGACGGGUGAUGAAUGUUGAUGCCAACAGAGACCGAUGCAAAGUCCCAGAGUUGAAUCAAGGAAAGCUAAAACGAGUUGCUUUUUGCGUCGAUGUGGAAAUAGCCGGCUUCUCGCCUCGCGAAGAGGAUGAAACGACACAACCCGAAACCAGUGGCCCGCCUCGCAGCAACGUUGCCAAGACAAAGGGAAAGGAAAAAGGUGAGGCGGCGGCAUUGAAAAACCCAGAGACUAUCGCCAAGGCCAAGGAGAAUGAAAAGGCUGAAGAUGCCAACGAUAGCAGCGAUAAGCUAUCGACGUCCCCAAGCCCUGACGGCGAAACCAAGGUCGACGGCCAAACGAAAGAGCCCACAAGGAAACAGGAGAAGAAGAAGCGAUCGGAAGAAGAGAGAAAGGAGCGCAAAGAACGCAGGAGAAAACAAGCAGAAGCCAACGGUUCCGUACCGUUGCAGCUCAAGGCAGACGAGGAUGAAGAAGAUAGCUCAAGGUCCUCAACACCCGGUUCUUCGCGCCCCCGAGCACAAAACCAUCCCACCACAGACCCCGUGCGCAUAUAUCGUCGUUGCUGUCAAUUGCGCGAAACCCCAGUUCUGAAGAGGCUUGUGGAGCGCAUGACUUCGCCGUCGUCGACCCUGGCCGAAGCUCCCGGUACUGUUGCGGUAUUAGACCUGACGGAUUUCCCCAUGACCCUGCCGGAUAUCGUCACUUUUAGCGAUUGGCUUGCAAUUGUUCCGGUGCGGAAAAUAAUUCUUGAAAACUGCUCGCUCACAGACGAAGCAGUUCGCUCAAUCUUGGCAGGACUCUUGUCUACCAAAACCAUGCAGCAAGCUCGGAAUAAUCGUCGAUCCGGGAGACAAUCGUCUGGUUCCGUGCAACGACUUUUCGGUAUCGUCGAGAAACUUUCCUUGAAAAACAAUCCAAAGAUCGGGCCAGAAGGCUGGCGUCACAUCUGUCUGUUUAUCCACCUUUCCAAAUCUCUCAAAGCGAUCGAUCUCUCUGGCGUUCCUUUCCCGAAGAAGCUGGCCAAGUCAAAUGAAUCUGUACGAGUGCAGAAACCUUCAAUUGAUAUUGGCACAACACUUUCGGCAUCUUUGACAACACGCUUUGGCGGUGAUCACCUUGAGGAAUUGCUUCUAAGCGAAUGCCAGCCUUCUACAGAAGACAUUGCAAAAUUGUGUGAUGCAGCAGUCUUUAUUGGACUGCGACGCCUUGGUUUGGCUAACAACAACUUGACUCGAGAAGGGUUGGAGCAUGUUGUGCGAUACUUCCACUCGGGUAAAUGCGAAGGACUCGAUCUCGGUGGAAACGACUUGAAAGACCAUCUGGACGUCCUUGUGCCCGCAAUCAAUGCAUCCAAUCAAGCCAUGGCGCUCAGCUUUGCAGAUUGCUCCCUAACGCCGGCCUCGAUAUUUCCUCUACUUCAAGCGUUCCCCUCAAUGCCGUGUUUCCGAUUUGUUGACUUUUCGCAUAAUCCGGAACUGUUUGCGAACCAGCCAGACUCGUUAUCAAUGCUUAGGCGAUUCCUUCCUAAGAUGUCACACAUGAAACGAAUUCAUCUGGCAGAUGUUGACCUGUCGCCGGAUCAUGCGAUUGCGCUUGCGGAAAUUCUUCCGGAAUGCCCUAGCCUGUGUCACCUCAACAUCUUGGAGAAUCCAAAGAUUGUCAGUCUUGCUUCUUCUAGCGACCCCGCUAGUCAGGAAGAAGCCUGUGCAGUGUAUGCUUCUCUCAUGGCUGCUGUUCGUGUCUCGCAGACCUUGAUUGCUGUAGACAUUGAAAUUCCUGGUGCUGAGAGCAGUGAAGUUGUCAAGGCCUUGGCCUCACAGAUUGUCGCUUAUUCGUUGAGAAACCUGGGCGCUAUCGAGGAGAUUGACGGAGCAGAUCAGGCCCCACGACCAGGAGUUCAAAUUCCCGAAGUUCUUCAGCACAUCGUGGGUCAUGAUAUCGGCGAUGCCAUCAGUCUUGCUGGAGAUGAGCCUGUUGCUCCAGACGAAGAUUAUGUGAUUGGAGGAACUGGGGUUGUCAAAGCUCUUGGUGUAUGUCUUGGAAACGUUGACCGCCACCAUUCUGAAACUGGAAGCGGGUCGCGGCCUGGCAGUGGUUAUUCAACUCCUGUCAGCCGUGUUUCUACGUCGGUCAGCAGUGCUACUAAGAGACCGCGGGAUAUGUCCAAGAACUUGCUUGGGUCUGCGCGCAAUAUCAAAGCCCGGAUCCAGCUGGCUCUUGUUCGGGAGGAUCAAGCAGGUAACGAUAACAACUACAGACGAUUACAAUUCCUUGAUCACACUCUGCAAAAGAUGAUCAAGCGGUUUGAAGAAGAAUAUCCCGAAUGUCGCAUCCCAGCCGCUGCAGAGGAUGAAACAUCCUCUUUGGAGUCUACUGAAGAUGGCCAAGAAGCAACUACAGUACCCGCCAGCUUACCUACAGAUAUACCCGAAGGCGCCGGUGUGGAGGACGAGGAAGCAGAUCCGUUUGCCAUCCGGCUCUCGCGCAGGGGCUCCAACACUUCUCUACAUUCACGAGCACUCACCUCGGAAGAAGGACGUCUCCACCGCAUUGGGCAGAACCUGAGGAGAGACUUUCUCGAACCGUCUCUCAGCUCGUCAGAUCAAGGUCUGCCCCUUUCUGACGACGAAUCGCACGUCCACGCGCUCAGAGAGAAACUCAAGGGACUCAAGGGAGACGAAAUCCGGUCUCGUGUGGAGAGCGUGGGAGCCGACAAGGCCCUCCAGGAACUGGGAUCCACGGUUGAAGAACUGUGGAUUAUCCAGCAGCAAGACCAAGACGCAUUCCAGCGAUUUAAACAGAGCCAGAUUGCGGCCCAGAUCAAUGCCGGCCUGCGACCGCCUUCAUCUCAAGGCGAAAAGAAGCCUCCGUCGGCUUAA